UUGAUAUUUUACCCAUCCGAGCCCUUAUAUGACUCGGUUGUUCCAUAUUAAAAACUAGUUUCAACGCCCGUUUUGUUCUGAUAUUCCUCUGGAUCCGUCAGGUUUGCGCAUUGAUCACAAACGCGGUGUCUUACGAAACGUACUAGUAGAUCAGAGGGUGUUUAUAAUGAUCGUAACUUGGCUUGCUGGGAAAUCCAGCAAUGAUGGUAUCUGUGCUCUCCAAAAAUCAAUAGACAACUUAAAUAAGGCCCUUGAGUACAAUAAAAAUCUGGAGAGAAAAUACCUGGAGGAGGCUGCCAAAAGGCUUGAGGAAGCAAAAGUAAAGCACCGGGCCAAUGAUAGAGAGGGUAGUUUAUUUUCAUUUAAAACGAAGGUUUUGUUCGAGCGAGCAGCUCAAGAUUUUCGGGAUUUUCAGAUCUCUGGACGUACUGACUUGAUUUUACUGGAGAAACUAAAAGAGGAAGCGAUGGAAAGGUUGCGGAAGGAAGAUUUCACGGCCAAGAAGUCAACAAAUGUGUUUAUUUACUUUUGUUUGUUCCUUUUACUAUUAAAUUAUUUUGGGUCCUUCUAGCUCGUUAUUCUUCUUCUACUAGAAGAGUUAAAAGUAGAUAUUUUAAUCUUGGGGUUUGAGAUGUUAAUAAAAUCAUAAAGAAG
Molecule: messenger RNA, 654 nt
Organism: Raphanus sativus (radish)
Lineage: Eukaryota; Viridiplantae; Streptophyta; Magnoliopsida; Brassicales; Brassicaceae
Exons: 5
Coding region: 167-571 (134 amino acids)
Source: RefSeq, a predicted model, not a curated record